Quercus lobata is the source of this 1263-nucleotide messenger RNA. RefSeq lists its product as uncharacterized. The record is from RefSeq and is a predicted model, not a curated record. The coding region runs from base 1 to 1263 and encodes 420 amino acids. The transcript has 4 exons. NCBI's taxonomy places the organism in Eukaryota, Viridiplantae, Streptophyta, Magnoliopsida, Fagales, Fagaceae.
AUGGGAAUUAAGAGAAAGCCCCCAACCAGCUUAUUUGACCUCCUCGAGGGUCAAAUGGGGAAGGGUGCGCAAGGAACACCGCAGUCCAGUGCUCCCUCUCCACCACCUCAACCCCAGACCAUCCAGACCAGGUCAUCCUCCACCAAGUCGCAGCCACAAUCUCCCCGCCCCAAACUUCCUGCUCCUCCCCAACCAGCUCUGCCUCCUCGGCCGGAGCCCACUGACUCAAAGAGAAAAAGGAGUCCCAAGGAAAAGGAAGCCAUGGACGGGGAAAAAUCCCAAUCUUCUAAGGAGAGGGAUGAAGCCCCGCGUGUGAAACAAUUAAAGAUUGGGCACCAAAGCAAGGGUAAAGAGACUGAAGCCCAAUCCGCCCAAAGCAAAGGGAAGGGGAUCGAAGCCCAAUCCUUGCCAAGCGCCUGGCUUCCCGCCCCAAUGCUCCACGGGGGGCCACUGUUGGAAACCGCAUCCAUGAGGGACCUUGGAGAUGGCGAGGGCGACGCCACGCGGACUCUCAAAACUUCCAAGGACGACCUCGCAAAGGCCAAGGAUGCCUUAAAGGAGGCUAUCCGAGAGAGGGAUAACACCUCGGCGGGUUUAGAUGGUGCCCAAAAACAGGCUGAGGAACAGACUAAACGUCUACUCGAAGCCAAGGAUCAGUUGCAAAUAGCCAAGGAGCAGAUCAAUGAUUUGAAGAAAAGACUGAUCACGGCAGAGAAUGCUAAAGGUGUGGCGGAGUAUGCCCGAGACGAAACCUUGAGGGCCAAGCAGGAGGCUAAGUUUGCCAGAAACGAGGCCGAAGCUGCUAGGGACAAGGCCAAGGAUGAGGGUUACAAUACGGGGGUAGCUGAAACCCAAGCCUCCCUUAAAGCCCAAAUUCCCGGGGUGUGCAGGCUAUACUGCUCCCAGGCGGAGAGCAUAUUUUACCCUCCAGCCAUCCGUGAGGCCGCCUCUGCCAGCUCCGAGGCUGUGAGCGAUCAACACGAGGCAGGGGUUACUCAGUCAGAGGCUGCACAGAUCAGCGUCCCUCCUAGCGAGUCCCUUAAAGGGGGAGAGCUUCAUGAUGUGAUAGAAGCACCUGAAAGUAUGGAUCCCGAGGUGCCCAAAGAGGACGCCGAGCCUAUGGCAAUUCCCCUCACUGAGGUCCCCAAGAGUAUUGACACCGAUCCUGCUCAGUCUUCCCCAGAAGGGACUGUCCUCCAGGGCGUCGAAGUUGGUCCUGUUCUGCCUUCCCAGGAUGUGGCCGACACAGAAUUGAAGAAGUAG